Messenger RNA from Melanaphis sacchari, 4933 nucleotides. RefSeq lists its product as uncharacterized. The transcript has a single exon. The record is from RefSeq and is a predicted model, not a curated record. Gene Ontology annotation, molecular function: nucleic acid binding. The annotation marks the transcript as partial. Gene Ontology annotation, biological process: DNA integration. Lineage: Eukaryota; Metazoa; Arthropoda; Insecta; Hemiptera; Aphididae.
AUGGGUGACUCAGAUCGUGAUGCUCGUGCGAAGGAUCGUGCCAUAGUUCGGAGAGAUAGUGUAGUAGCCAGGAUUCGCCAGAUUCACCAAUUGGCUACCAGAUCCGCGACUGACCAGGCAGCUCGGUCUCAGUUAGCCGUUGCCAUUCAGGAUCUGGAUGCAUUGUGGGCCAGCUUUGUGGUGGAAAACACUAGUUUGUUAGAUUUAUUGUCCGAAUUGGGUUUGUUGGCAGAGUUUUCGGUAGAUCUGGAACUUGAGACUCGAGCGUUAGUAGUAGAAGCUAAAGCUUUAUCUAAUGCUAACCAGCCAGCUCCGGUUGUAAGCAUAGGUGCAGUUCAUCAAGUAUCCUAUGAGGGCCCAGUUGAUAACUCAAGCUGCUCUGCAGGGUCAUCAAAAGACUGUUCGUCGUCCUUCGGUCAAAGGGCGUUGGCGCCUCCUAGACUACCAGAAAUACCUCUUCCUUAUUUUGAUGGUGAAUGCCAGAAUUGGCCUGCCUUCCGGGAUAGGUUCAAUAUGUUGGUGGCGAAGGAUCCUAAUAUUUCGAAUGCAUUCAAGUUCUAUUACCUUAUAGGUUGCCUUCAUGCAGAUCCGCAGGAGGUAAUUAAGGGGUUUACCGUUUCGAAUGAUUCGUUCAAUCUGGCUUGGGACGCUUUAGUUGAGCGGUAUGAUAGACCGCGCAUUUUGGCUUCGUCGAUAAUCAAUAAGUUGAUUGCGGCCCCUGUCGCUACUUCAGAAUCCCUUGCUGCCCUGCAGGAUUUCUUAUCGGUCUUCGACGAGAAUAUUGCGAUAUUGGAUUCACUUCAGAUUCCGGAUCUAGCGUCUUUUCUGUUAUUUUCAUUGGCGGCUAGAUGCUUACCCACGGCUUCAAGACGUCUGUUCGAGUCAGAGAACAGUGAAGAAUAUCCUUCAGUCCACAGCGUUAUUAAGUUUGUCAAAUCCCGUUUGCAAGUGUUCGAAAAUGCAGGGACACAGCCGUUUGGAAGCACCUCCAAACCGAUUAAGCCAAAGUUGCAAAGUCUUCGGAAAGAUCCAAAGGUUGCGCUUGUUUCAGCUUCGAAACCCGCCCCUCCGAAAUGUCAGUUAUGCUCUGGUGCUCACCGAUUAGCUGAUUGUGUUAAAUUCAAAGCGGCAUCCGUUGACGAACGUUAUAAUACUGUCUGUACGUAUCGACUGUGUUUGGUUUGUUUUGGAGAAGGUCACAUGUCCUACAAAUGUCCAGUGUCUUGUUCCAUAUGCAAACGUAGGCAUCAUGCCUUACUACAUCGAGAUGCGAAUCCGAAGAAGCCCAAUCCGCCAGCUGCUCUGCUAGGCCGGUAUGAAGCGCCCACCGUUCUAUUGGGCACAGCCUUGGUGAAGGUUCGGGAUACAGUGGGGAGCUUCAGGACAGUACGUGCAUUGAUUGACUCCGCGUCGCAAAUUAGCGCGAUUACAUCCGAUUGCUCCAAUCGACUGGGUCUAUGCCCAUCGCGUUGGACGGUUCCGGUCACGCGUUUAGCAAGCCAGAAGGUUCCUGAUGUGCAGGGUUUUGUUCAACUGGUUGUUCAACCUCGCAACUCAUCGACACCAUCCAUCCAGGUUAAGACUUCGGUUCUGUCAUCAAUCACGUCCAACAUGCCUGCUCGGGAAUUACCAAGUCAAGUUCGUGCCAGAUGCGGUGAUUUGUUCUUAGCUGAUCCAAUGUUUGACCAACCAGCUCCGGUGGAGUUACUCAUUGGAGUGGAUAUUUUUCCCCAAAUUUGGAACGAUAAAAGUGAGUCACUGGGCCUAGGAUACCCAUCUGUUUAUAGCUCCAUAUUCGGUUGGGUGUUAAUCGGUCCUAUUCAGACUCAUCCUGAUGUGGGUGCCCAAUCCAUGCUUAUGUUGUUGGUGUCGUCCAUGGAAUCCAUGAUGGAAAGGCUCUGGAAUGUCGAGGAACCGGAGGUUGCUCCACCUCAGUUCACUGAAGAUGGCCUGUGCGAGAAACUAUUCAGCUCCGAAGUUUCCCGUGACAGUCAAGUUCGAUUUUCCGUUCCUCUUCCUUCCAAGGAAGAUCGUAAGUCAGAAGAAUUUCCAGGCUCACGACAGGUAGCCUUCAAUCGUCUCCUUCAAUUGGAAAGAAAAUUAUCUGCAGAUAAGAUUUUGUAUAAGGCAUACAACAAUUUCAUGUCAGAAUAUGAAGAUUUGGGGCAUAUGAGUCUUGCAGAAGGUGUUGGUCAGUAUUUUAUUCCGCAUCAUGCAGUCCAAAAGAUGGAAGGAGACAGCGUGAAGUUGAGAGUGGUCUUCGAUGCUUCCGCAAAAUGUCACUCUGGACUCUCCCUGAACCAAUGUCUGAUGGUUGGACCAAAGCUGCAGCAGGAUAUCGUUGACGUGUUAAUCGGGUUCCGAGUACACAAGGUAGCUUUUACGACCGAUAUUUGCAAAAUGUACCGUCAGAUUGACGUGUUGCCGCAGUAUCGAGGGUAUCAGUAUAUACUUUGGAGAGAAUCGCCGCAACUAACGGUUAAGGAGUACUCCCUUAAUACGGUUACGUAUGGGGUAAAUUGUGCUCCCUAUUUGGCCCUGCGUGUCCUCCGUUAUAUUGCCGAUACGGAAUGUGAAGACCUUCCCGAUGUCCAGCGUGCUCUACGGAAUCAGACGUAUAUGGAUGAUAUUUGCGUGGGUGCGGAGUCAUUGGAAGCUGCUCAAGCUCUCCAGUCAAACCUGAUCAAGGUGUUGGCCCGAUCUGGAUUGCAGUUAAAGAAAUGGUCUAGUAACUCACUGGAGUUAUUGAGUCAUUUGAAACCGGAAGAUUGUUCUCAAGACCCUUUGAUCUUCGAUCAAGAUAAUACAGUACAGGUGCUGGGAAUGCGCUGGAAUCCUAGUGGUGACUAUUUUUCCUUUUACACCAAUAACUUCAAGUUAGUCCUCACUAAACGAGGCGUGUUGUCCAUGAUCGCCAGGAUUUUCGACCCGCUAGGUCUGCUCUCUCCAACUAUUUUCUAUGCCAAGACAAUUAUGCAACGCCUGUGGCUCGCACAGGUUGGUUGGGAUAGUCAGAUCCCUGAAGACAUCGCGAAUGAUUGGUGUAAAUUUCACUCUGCUCUGAGUUGGUUGCGGGAGAUUAAAAUCCCUCGUUACGUCGGUAGCUCCACCGGCUGUAGCUACAUUCUUUGUGGUUUUUGUGACGCGUCCGAAAAAGGUUAUGCGGCAGUGGUCUAUCUCCGAGUGACUGAUCCGUCAGGAGAUGCGUCCAUUUAUCUUUUGGGCGCCAAAACGAAACUAGCCCCAAUGAAAACCAUGACCAUCCCGCGAUUGGAGUUGAGUGGCGCAGUGCUCUUGGCGCUAUGGUUAGCCAGACUCAAACGGAUCCUAGAUUCUCAUUUGGCGUUAUCCGAAGUUUAUGCAUGGACUGAUUCAUCUAUAGUGCUGUCAUGGCUCAACAACCCGCACACUUCCUUCAAGAUGUUCGUGUCAAAUAGGAUUCACCAGAUUCAAUCAACGGUGCCUGGUUGCAGCUGGCAACAUGUACGUUCAGAAGAUAACCCAGCCGACUGCGCUUCACGAGGGCUAUCUCCUUCCGAGCUUCGGAAGUGUAAACUGUAUUGGCAGGGACCCAGGUUUUUGAAGUCUCCAGUUGAAAGCUGGUCCCGAGAUUUCCCACGCCUCAAGCUGGAACAAUUGCCUGAGAUAAAGCCUGUAUGUUUGGUGACCCGGGAAGAGCCGCCUUGUGAAUGGUACACUCGCUUUUCGUCAUUUAAUCAGAUGAUCCGCGUGACAGCUCGGUUACGUCGGUUCAUCCAGUUGUGUCGGAAGCAAAGGGUCGAGUCAGGUUUUCUGAGGCAGUCGGAGUUAGAUGCUGCUCUGCAUGUGAUUGUGAGACAUUCUCAGCAAUGUUAUCUAUCGGAUUUAGUAGGCUGUUUGAAACGUUGGAACCCAAUACAGUCUAAAUCCUUAGCUCGCCUUUGCCCAUUUUUAGAUUCGAAUAAUCUGAUUCGUGUGGGUGGGCGCAUGCAGAACUCCAAUUGGUCGGAGCGUCGUAAACAUCCCAUGUUGGUUCCAAAGGAGUCCUAUCUUGCGGUUCUGAUUGCUCGUCAUUGGCACCUCUAUGCAUGUCACGCACGACCUCGGUUGCUCAUUGCGCUUGUUCAGCGACAGUUUUGGGUCAUCGGAGUCCGAGUUGUGGUUCAUCGGGUAAUCCGGAAAUGUUUAACAUGCGUGAAGAUGUCUGCGGUUAAUCCACAGCCCGUCAUGGCUGCUCUGCCAGGUUUCCGGGUAAGGGAAGCUCAUCCCUUUUCUAUAGUGGGAAUCGACUAUGCUGGCCCUUUGCAAAUGAAAGAGCUUAGCUUGCGAAGGUCGCGAGUUGCAAAAGUAUACAUCGCGGUGUUUGUUUGUAUGACCACUAAAGCCGUUCACUUGGAAUCUGUGUCCGCUCUGUCAACGGAUGCAUUCCGAUUGACCUUAGACCGAUUUGUGGCUCGUCGGGGUCUACCUACGUCGAUCUACUCAGAUUGUGGUACUAAUUUUGUCGGUGCAGCUCGGCAGUUAAGGCAAUUAGUCAACCACCCAGAUAAUAGGGAUAAGUUAACGGCCCAUAUUGCCUGUGAAUGGCAUUUCAAUCCUCCUGGAGCUCCCCAUUUUGGAGGUAUUUGGGAAGCAGCCGUUAAAUCCGCUAAAACUUUGCUAACGCGCGCCUUGUCUCCUCAAGUUUGGACGUUCGAAGAGUUCACAACCAUUUUGUAUCGGGUAGAAGCAGCCAUGAACUCUCGACCUCUAGUACCAGCUUCAACUGAUCCAAGUGAUCUGGAAUGUCUAACGCCUGGUCACUUUCUGGUUGGCCGUCCUCUGUUGGCUAUUCCUGAACCUGUAGAUGAUGCUCACAUAGGUUUACAGACUCGCUGGAAGCUCCUCCAGCAGUCGUUCCAGUUUUUUUGGCGUCGUUGGUCUCGCGAAUAUCUGUCCACCCUCCAAGCUCGUG